AUGAUGUUCCUUCUAUGCGCUUUAAAGCCCGUUAACUGUCUUUCCUUUGCCUCCGAGUUGAAGCAAGCUCCAACCUACUUCGACGCGACUUCGAGUGGCCUGUUUAUGCUGUUCCGCGCAACGCCUGUGUGCCGCAAAGCUUCAGCAUCGUCGAAAGUGUGGCUGGCUCGUCAGAGCCGGGAUCCAUUCGUCCGGGAGCGUCUCGCAGACCCGGCGGCAUAUCGAUCGCGUUCUGCCUUCAAAUUACUCGAAAUCGACCAGAACCAUGGUUCGUUUCUUAGCCAACCGCAUGUGCGCUCCGUCGUCGACCUGGGUGCUGCGCCUGGAGGGUGGAGCCAGGUGGUCGCCGGGAAGCUUGGCUGGUCCUCGACGCCGGUGAAUGAUGCGCCAUCUGCUGGAUCGACCCGGGAUAAUGAUGCGGAGGAGGAACUCAGGCCUCUGGACGGCUUCGAUACAGGAAAGGACGACACCUCCAGGCGGAUGCUCCUCCACGACGUCGAUACUGGAAAGCUGCCGCGACGAUGGAACCGCAAGGACAGCAAGAAGCGGGUCCCGAAGAAAGCGUCGGACGCCGAGCUGGGUUUCUACGACCCGCUUAACGCCGAGGACACGCGGUCUGUAGGCCAGGGAACCAUUAUCGCCGUCGACCUCCUGGCUAUCCCGCAUAUCCCAGGCGUGCAUACGCUGAAACUCGACUUCCUCUCCCCGGAAGCGGAAGCGUCGAUCGAGAGCCUGUUGCGGAGUGGGGACGGGAAGGUGGACGUCGUUCUCUCGGAUAUGGCGGCGAAUAUGACGGGAAACACUACGCGAGACACGGAGAGGAGUCUCGAGAUAUGUGACGCUGUUCUGGAGUUCACGAAGCGGAACAUGCGGUCGGCAGAAAGCAUAGGGAAUCGUAAGGGAGGAGUGCUGCUGCUGAAACAUUUUACGCACCCUCUGCUGCAACGAUUCCGUGUUGAUGCUCUGGAGCCGAAUUUCAAUGAUGUGAAGUUCAUCAAGCCGGCUGCCAGCCGUUCACAAUCAAGUGAAGGAUAUUGGCUAUGUCAAGGAUGGCGUGGUUGA
This is a messenger RNA of Pleurotus ostreatus (oyster mushroom), 1062 nucleotides long. It is a transcript of the gene MRM2, whose product is annotated as 2' O-ribose methyltransferase. The transcript is spliced from 3 exons. Lineage: Eukaryota; Fungi; Basidiomycota; Agaricomycetes; Agaricales; Pleurotaceae. Gene Ontology annotation, cellular component: mitochondrion. The coding region runs from base 1 to 1062 and encodes 353 amino acids. Gene Ontology annotation, molecular function: rRNA (uridine-2'-O-ribose)-methyltransferase activity. The record is from RefSeq and is a predicted model, not a curated record. Gene Ontology annotation, biological process: RNA methylation.